UAUCAACACGUAUUUUUGACACACGUUUCUAUUUAUUUUUAAUUCUUUUUUUAAGAAUCUUUAAACAAAUAUUUAAACAAAUUUAAAAUGUCUUUAAAAUUAUUAAAACAAAGUGUCGAUAUAAUUGAAGAAGAUCUUAAACACACAAAGACUAAAAAAGGUAAACAAACAUCGAAUACUAACAACAAAAAGCAAAAAACCUUAAACAAUGCCAUUUCGGAGGAACAUUUCACGAAGAAGCAUAAAAAGAACAUACAAGAUGUUAAACAAGAACUAAAGUCUUCCAAUAAAAAAGCAGAGGAAAAUAUGAAAAGACUUUUGGCGUUGUCUAUGAAUACGGUUAAAAUUAAAGAUGCUGAAAAGAUUGUGCAGCGAGCUCAUAAAGGACGUUAUAUAGAAAAAAUUAUACCUGAAGUUGAGCAGGAGUCUAUAUUCACCGAAGAAGACUUUCGUAAAUUCGAAGAAGAAUAUUUUAAUUCAUAGUUUUUUAUUAAUUAAUUUAUUAGAUUUCGUUAGUGUUAUGUUCAUGUGUUUCUAUUGUACAAAUAUAUUUUUCUAUUAGAAAGUUAAAAA
Lucilia cuprina (Australian sheep blowfly) is the source of this 573-nucleotide messenger RNA. Its product is annotated as active regulator of SIRT1-like. Bases 88 to 483 code for a protein of 131 amino acids. The record is from RefSeq and is a predicted model, not a curated record. The transcript has 3 exons. Lineage: Eukaryota; Metazoa; Arthropoda; Insecta; Diptera; Calliphoridae.